Anopheles coluzzii is the source of this 2451-nucleotide messenger RNA. RefSeq names its product IQ domain-containing protein N. The record is from RefSeq and is a predicted model, not a curated record. Bases 422 to 787 code for a protein of 121 amino acids. NCBI's taxonomy places the organism in Eukaryota, Metazoa, Arthropoda, Insecta, Diptera, Culicidae. The transcript has a single exon. Gene Ontology annotation, molecular function: calmodulin binding.
UUCUCAUUGCUAGUAGGGUCCAGUCUGCGUGCAAACACAUCCCCCAACUAAGCUGAACGUUUUGUUGGAAGAAUCGAAAAAAACACAAGAGAAAGUGCAUAGUGCAUGAAUUCUUGUUUCAAAGUGAAAGUUGAAAGACACACCCCUUGUGAGGCAGAAUACGAUCACCAUCCCGCUGCUGGGAAAGACAGCCCGAACCAAGCUUGUAUACGCGUGUGCUCGUAUGCGUGUAAAAAAGACAGGGCCAAACGAUUGUGUGAUACACGGUGGAAAAAGUGAUCCAGGCUCCCCAACAACACCCAACGGCACCGGUGGAACCGGUUCCUCGAGAUUCGGAAUCGAUUCAAGCGCACAGCUUCAUCAACAACAAUAGCAGCAAGCGCGUCAGCUAGGACAGACCCGCGUAACGCCACCAACCAAGAUGCAUAUUCAUCCGAGCUCACCGAACUCCUCCCAGUCGGAAGAUGAUGCGGCCACGAAAAUCCAGGCCGGAUUCCGCGGGUACCGAGUGCGCAAGCAGAUGCGCGGACAGGGCAGUGGGGGCAAGGGUGCCGUCAUCGCUUCGGGCGGAAUGGUGCCCGGUGCAGGCGCUGGCUCUGGUUCGGGCACUUCAUCGUCCGGCACGGUGGAGGACAAAUCGGCCACCAAAAUACAGGCGAAUGUGCGCGGCUUUCUGGUGCGUAAGAAGCAAAAGAUGGCCACCGAGGCCGCGACCAAGAUUCAGGCCAGCUUCCGCGGCUUCAAGACGAGAAAGGAGCUGAAAUCAUCUACCAAGAAGGAGAAAUAGAUCACCACCGGAUGGGAUGGAGGAGCAUAGGUUGCAGCAGUGAAAUGGGGGCAAUAUGGAGUGGAGUUGCAGCUCGCCAAGCACGGAGGAAAUGCGUUGCGCGUGCGUGUGUCGGAUCGGAUUUGUACAUUUUUAAAUGAAAUGAGGAAAAAACGUGUGGUGAAACAGAGGGGCAAUUUUGAUUUUUUAAACAAACACGAUAAAAAACGCCAUCUGUUCUGGCCCGGUUCUCAGGAAGAUUUUUCUGUUUCUGGUCCGUAGUUCCGUAGACACUCGGUGCGGCACGAGCGGUGCAUUUUUUCUAUCCUCAAAACGCAAAACAUUCUUUUUAUUGAGCAGUGAAUCUGGUUGGUGCUAAAUCGAGUGAUUUCCUGCUGCGUGACUUAUGUCCUGCGUCUGUCGCUUUUUGUUGUUAUUCCAAGAUUUUUACGCAAGCUUACGUGAGUGGGUGGAUGGAAUUUCGUGUGCAGCUUCUUGUAUGUCCGGUGUGAAGAUUUAAUUUUAAUUUCUCGUUUUGUUUUGCAUACCGGAUCCAACAUGAACCAGCGUGCAUGCGUAUAUGUGUGUGUAUGUGUGGCACAAUGUUUACAACGGUUUGCGUGUCUAUAUCUGUAACGCAUUCCGCACUGGCUGGCUGGCGCUGGCAUCAUGAUCGAUGAAUCGAUCAUUUCACAUCGCAAUGUAUGAGCUCCAGUCUCGUUCCUGUUUGUACAGAUAGACGGGACACACAGGGAUCAUAGUAAACUGCGCGUUGCUUCGUCACACAAUAAGCACAUUCAGCAAACGACCACGCACGCAAUAAAUGCCGCGAUGCCAUGGACGAUCGUCGUUGAUCGCUCGCCCCUCUGGAGUGCAUCGAAAAAAUCCCAUUUUUCUGCGCUACGCCGCGCACAACAACCGUUUUCGUUUUCUGUUUCGCGCAAAAUAACAUAACAUAAAUCAUCGUUCUAGUUGAUUCGCGAUUGAGCAUAUCGAGUUAUGCAAAUGAGAUAGCAUUAGUUGUAGUAGAAAAGGGGUGAGCUAUCGAUCAGAGAUGCUCCGCCAGGGCCAGGAAAACUUCCCUACCGGGUACCGGGAAAAAGACGCACAAGAGCGAUAGUGGGAAAAUAAAAAAAAAAGCAGAAGAAUAUGGACUGACUAUACAUCUCCCGCUAGACCACAGGAAGGUACGUCAGAGCAGAAUAAAAGUGAAAGCAAUUAGGAGCCGUUGCUUACGCACAUGUAACAUCCCCCCUCCCCCCAUCACCCCACAUUCUGACCUUACGAGUUUUCCACUCUGACAAGAACCAGAGACAUUGAAACACCCUGCGAAGUGUGCGUACAAAAUUUGUGAAGAAGAACCAGUGGGUUACUACCCCGCGCCUUUGGCUGGAAUCUUUAAAGUGUGUUUCCUUUCGUUUUACCGUUUGAGGGAAUAUAAAAUGCAUAUUGAGCUGUAUGGGCAGGACUGUAGCAAAAAGUAUUUGUAGUAGUGCAUUAAUUCUCGUUUUUACAUAGUGAUAUAUAAACACCGUUUUUUGUGACAAUAAUGAAGGCAAGUGAGGGCUAACGACAUGGGUAGAAAGUCCUAGCUAUAGUGUAUGGAUUGUUCUUUGUAGCAGCAUUGAGCAAAAUAAAGGAAUGUGCCUCAUUGUUAAUAAAUAAUAGCUUUUACUGUAUUUCAA